GUUCCUCAGCGGCUAGAAGUGCCCAAUUGUUUUUUUUUUUUAAGGCGGGUCUAGAGGCGACCCGGAAGCGGAAGUCGAAGAAAGUUCUAGUGGCUUGAGGUAUCGGCGGGAGCGGCCCAUUGGAGAGAGCAGCCGUUACAGGAGCCGGAGCUGCCUAUUAAGCUCGAUCAAGAUGACAACCUCCCAAAAGCAUCGAGACUUCGUGGCAGAGCCUAUGGGGGAAAAGCCAGUGGGGAGCCUGGCUGGGAUUGGUGAAGUCCUGGGCAAGAAGCUGGAGGAAAGGGGAUUUGACAAGGCAUAUGUUGUCCUUGGUCAGUUUCUGGUGCUAAAGAAAGAUGAAGACCUCUUCCGGGAAUGGCUGAAGGACACAUGUGGCGCUAAUGCCAAGCAGUCCCGGGACUGCUUUGGGUGCCUUCGAGAAUGGUGUGAUGCCUUCUUGUGAUGUUCUCUGGGGAGCCCUCUAUCCCCAGCCCCAUUAUCAAGUCUCCAGAGUUUGCAGCUGAGUGGGGGCUCCUUGUCCUCUACAAAGGAAAAGAUUGCUGUUGUCGUACUCCAGGGUCUUUGGGAGUUCUCUCCCCUCACCAUUUCAAUCUUUUU
Messenger RNA from Sciurus carolinensis (gray squirrel), 597 nucleotides. RefSeq names its product BAF nuclear assembly factor 1 (gene Banf1). The coding region runs from base 173 to 442 and encodes 89 amino acids. The transcript has 3 exons. Gene Ontology annotation, molecular function: DNA binding. The record is from RefSeq and is a predicted model, not a curated record. Lineage: Eukaryota; Metazoa; Chordata; Mammalia; Rodentia; Sciuridae.